UACACAAGACGUGGAGCGGGCGGGGCCCGUCCGAACUCGAAUUCUUCAGGUUGGGCUGACAGGCGGUUUGCUGGCUGAGAAUCCAUGUGGCGGGGGCUCUGGAGCCUGGUAGCCCGGGCGGCACGUGGGCCUUGCAGACCGUGCACACGUCAGGGCAGCGGUGCCCCGGCUCCCGGAUCCGGGGCCACCAUUUUUGCUCUGAGCUCUGGCCAAGGCCGCUGUGGCAUUGCUGUGAUCCGGACCAGUGGCCCCGCCAGCGGGCACGCCCUCCGGAGUUUAACAGCGCCCCGGGACUUACCUCCUGCGCGCAGGGCCUGCCUGCGCUUGCUCACCGACCCCCGCUCUGAGGAGCCCCUGGACCGCGCCUUAGUGCUCUGGUUUCCAGGACCCCAAAGUUUCACGGGUGAGGACUGUGCGGAGUUCCACGUGCAUGGAGGUCCAGCAGUGGUGAGUGGCGUCCUGCAGGCCCUGGGCAGGGUGCCAGGGCUGCGGCCUGCGGAGGCGGGUGAGUUCACCAGGCGGGCCUUUGCCCACGGGAAGCUGAGCCUGACUGAGGUGGAGGGGCUGGCAGAUCUGAUCCAUGCGGAAACCGAGGCACAGCGGAGGCAGGCCCUGCGGCAGCUGGAUGGAGAGCUAGGUCACCUCUGCCGUGGCUGGGCGGAGACCCUCACUAAGGCUCUGGCCCAUGUGGAGGCCUAUAUCGACUUCGGAGAGGAUGACAACCUGGAAGAGGGUGUCUUGGAGCGAGCUGACAGCCAAGUGCAGGAGCUGGAAGUGGCACUGAACGCACAUCUUCGAGAUGCCAGGCGAGGGCAGAGGCUCCGCUCAGGGGCUCAUGUGGUGGUCACAGGACCCCCCAACGCGGGCAAGAGCAGCUUAGUGAAUUUGCUCAGCCGGAAGCCUGUGUCCAUCGUGUCCCCAGAACCAGGGACCACCCGUGAUGUGCUAGAGACGCCCGUGGACCUGGCUGGGUUCCCAGUGCUCCUGAGCGACACGGCAGGAUUGCGGGAGGGCGAGGGGCCUGUGGAGCAGGAGGGUGUGCGGCGUGCCCGUGAGAGGCUGGAGCAGGCUGACCUCAUUUUGGCUGUGCUGGACGCCUCUGACCUGGCCUCUCCGUCUAGCUGCAACUUCCUGGACACGGUUGUCACCUCCGCGAUAGCUCAGAGCCAUAAUGGGAAUAGCCAGCGCCUCUUGCUGGUGCUGAAUAAGUCGGACCUGCUACUCGCUGGAGACCUAGACCUCAGUCCUGAACUGCCCCCCCACCUGCUGCUGUCCUGCCUGACUGGGGAGGGACUGGACGGCCUCCUGGAGGCACUGAGGAAAGAGCUGACUGCAGUGUGUGGGGACCCGUCUGCAGGUCCACCACUUCUGACAAGGGCAAGGCACCAGCAUCACCUCCAAGGCUGCCUGGAAGCCCUCGGCCACUAUAAGCAAGCUAAAGAUGUUGCCCUGGCGGCCGAGGCACUGCGGAUCGCCCGGGGGCACCUGGCCUGCCUCACCAGUGGAGGGGGCACUGAAGAGAUCCUAGACAUCAUCUUCCGGGACUUCUGCGUGGGCAAGUGAGGGGACCAGUCUGGAUGGAUGCCCAGAAGUCUUGAGACAUCUGGGAAUAGCUUAGGCUAAGUGAGAUUCUCAUUUCCUAGGGAAGAACUUGACUGUAAAAUAGUGAGUGAACUCCCCGUUGCUGGUGGUGACCAAGCUCUAGCUGGCCAUGUUCCCUCACAGGGACUUGCUGGGGGUUCAGGCCCUGGAGUGGGGCUGAACAAAGGUCUCUUUGGGCACCCGAUGCUGGAGGAGUAGCCAUGGAAGGUUGAGGGAGUGGGUAUCAGGGUCUCAGGGGUCUUUGUUUUAUAGUUUUUAAUUUAUUUUUUAAAUACAAAAGGAAAAAAUUUCAGGUGGUCCAGAAAUGUUUAAAUAUGGAAAUCCUCCUCCUCCUGCCCCUCACUGCCACUGGUGUCACAGCAUAACUUGUGUCCUUCUAGAACUUUCUCUGUUUGCACACUUGCGGAUGCACCUGUUUUGUCUUGUAUUUCUUACGUAUGUUGAGUUAUUUAUUGCUCUGCAGCUUGUCAUUCCUUUUGUAGUGUCGGCCUUGAAACUUUGUCUCUUGUAUCUUAAAAGUGACUGACAAAAUCCUGGGGGCCCUACUCCCUUUCCCAGCUGAGUCUUCACUGAUGCACUCAUUCAUUCGUUUACUAACUUAGUGCAUAUUUAUUGAGCACCUGCCACCGUCUAGAAUGGUACACACCAGUUCACUGGAUCUUCAUACCAGCGCAACGUGGCGGGCAGUUCUAAAGGUGAGGGAACACUCUCAGAGUAGUAGUAGCUGGUCGCCGGAGGUCCCCAGCUUUCAUCCUUGCACAUGGGUCUUUGACCUCUGACAUGAGUCUGCUGUGGGUCUUCUGUGCAGCGGGCUGAGUACAGGGUGCUGGGAACAUGGGCGGAAACAUGCAGGCAUCACCUCUCCCCUUGUUAGAGACGUAGCUCCUCCAGUGAGGUCUUAUGGCUGCUAUGUGAACUUACCAUGAGGGGACCUGACCUGGUUAGGGACAUGUGGACCAGGUGCCCUGCAGAGCAGAGGUGGCCUAGGCACAGACAUCUGAAUGGUGAAAAGUAAGCCAGAGGGAGGAAGCUUGUGAGAGUGUCCCAGGCAAAGGGCACAGCAUGUGCAAAGGUCCUGAGGUGGAACAUCACCAUGUGUUCAAGGAACAGUGAGGUGGCAGGUGUGGCUGGAGCAGAGUGAGUGAGAGGGGGAAGAGGGGAGAGGUGAUUCCAGUGAGGCCUUUGAUUCUGAGAUGGGGGACUGCUAUGGUGAUGACGAACCAGCAGAGGGCGCCUUGCUCUAACAAAGCAGGUGCAGAGCCGCAGCCCCUUAAGGUUGUAAGAAUGGGGGCUGCCAUACCCGCCUGAUGGCUUAAGAGUAGUCAGCUCCCCUUUCCAGAGGCGGAAACUGAGUCUCAAAUAGAGUCAGGAUCAGCCUCCAGUGGUUGAAGAUACAAGCUCUUAGAUUCCAGGGGACAUGUGAGCAGAGGCUGGGAGGUGUCCAGGGCCCACAAAGGGUAUAAGAGGGUCUUCAGGAGGCUCCCGCCAUCCAGCUAAAGGGGACACCCUGACCCCAUGUCUCCAUAGACUUCAUUGCAGUGUGUCACUAUCUGUUGAUUUCUUUGGUUAUUCAGCAGCUGGGAUUGCCCCCGAAAGGAGGGCUCCUGGACGGAAAGGGUUACUCAGGGAGCUGGUGAAUUCUGCAGAAGAGAAUUGAUGCCCAGAGGAGAAAAGCAAUAAUAGUGGGGGUGGGUGUCCGUGUGUCAUGGCAUGGGGCUUCUGGAGGGCUCCCGGGAAGGGUAAGCAGCGUCCAGGUGGGGAGGGAGAUGCUCGUGGGACAGGAUGCCGGGGGGCCCCCCGCCUGCCUUCCCCUAGGCACUGGCACAUAGCUGGACCGAGAUCCUUGGCUACAGUCCUUUUUUUCCAAGAAGGGUGAGGCGAUUUGUGGGAAGCAGCCAUGGGGGUUAUUUAUAGAGGUCACAGGAAAUCCCCAAAGAGUCAGAACGUCACCCGGCAGCUGGACCACAGGGUCACAGAGGGGAUCUGCCAAUUGCUCCUAACUGGUACUCAGUCCCUGCCUUCUCCCUGGAAAGCCACCAGGCCUGGGUGAACCAGAGCUAUAGGAUCAGGACCAGAAAGAGUGAGGGAUGGGGGGAUGGGAUUGGGGAGACCCCAAGACAGUCAGGGCUACACUUGGGGCAUCCAUGAGGGCUGCCUGAAGGUGGGAUCUCUGGGACUAGACCUUGGAGGAAAAAGAAUUUGUCAGGUAAGAAAAGGCAUUCUAGUCUGAGGGCACAGCACAAAUUACAGCUAAGAGUCUGUCUAGCCCUGGCUGGUGUGGCUCGGUGGAUUGAGUGCCAGCCUGCAAAC
Messenger RNA from Phyllostomus discolor (pale spear-nosed bat), 3912 nucleotides. It is a transcript of the gene GTPBP3, whose product is annotated as GTP binding protein 3, mitochondrial. NCBI's taxonomy places the organism in Eukaryota, Metazoa, Chordata, Mammalia, Chiroptera, Phyllostomidae. Gene Ontology annotation, molecular function: GTPase activity; GTP binding; protein binding. Gene Ontology annotation, cellular component: mitochondrion; cytoplasm. The record is from RefSeq and is a predicted model, not a curated record. The transcript has 9 exons. Bases 85 to 1563 code for a protein of 492 amino acids. Gene Ontology annotation, biological process: tRNA methylation; tRNA wobble uridine modification.